AUGUCUAUAAAUACGAACCCUAACUAUACUAACUUAUAUCCCGAUCUCAACAUCCUCUCCCCUAUCUCCAACGACUCCUCUACCACCCCUAGCAGCGCUACCACCACCCAACCUCCGACUUCUGUUCCAUCUACUUCUACCUCUCAAGUAUCUCCUGUAAAAGGAGAUGACGCUUCCGCGCUCCAUCUAUCCCAAGCAAAACAAAAGCGCGUCCGAACUAGCAAGCCCAAGGUUAAGACGGGAUGUACCAACUGCAAACAACGGCGCAUUAAAUGCGACGAGGUCCGUCCAGCUUGUACACAAUGUGUACGGAGCAAAAAGACAUGCAUCGGAUAUCCUCCACCCACUCGCAGUUCCCGCCCCUUUGAGGAGAUUCGCAUCGCUCCAAAACCAAUAGUCGCCCAGGCCCAGGCCACGUCACCUGUUGGCUCUUUGCCCUUCCACCGUGCUGAAUUCGUCCUGCCACCUCGCCGAGUCCGCCAGAAAAUUGUCCAGCGGACCGCCUUGGCCCUGGCAUCAUCUCCUACCGCGUACCAACCGUCCAUAAGUCUCCGCCUCCCGCCUACCGAGGGCCCCUAUUUUGAGAUUUUUCGAACCCAUACCGCCAACGAGCUAUCCGGUUACUUCGACUUUGAAUUUUGGACUCGACGUGUAUUACAGGAAUGUCAUACUGAACCUGCCAUUAAGCAUGCUGUCAUUGCCCUUGGCGCUCUUUACCAGACCCUUGAGCAGACAUCCGAACCAGCGGCCCGCAAUCCUUCUGUCACCAAUCAUCGCCAACAAUCCGUCAUGGGUCAUUGGCAGAUUGCUGUUAAGCGAUACUCUGACGCCUGUAACGCUCUUGUCGGGUUGAAUUCCCAGGAUCAAAAGUCGACUAAGACACUCAUCAUGGCUAAUGUUUUGUUAGCUUGUUUCGACUCCUUCAUUGGAGACCACAGGCAAGCUAUAAAGCAAAUACAGACCGGUCUUGGUCUUCUCGAGCGGUUACGGACCCAACAGCACGACCGAUUCCUGGCGAAUUCAUCGGCACCACCAGAAGAGCCUCUCGAGGAAGAGCUUGUCACUAUGUUCACCCGCUUGGCUAUCCAGGCCAAGUCUUACGACAUGGCCUUCCACUUCCCCCAGCCCUACGUGAUCCGCCUCACCAACCCGCAAACAGCAACUACGCCGCCGGGAGCACCGUCUUCCCCAAGCUCGAGCGGUGCCGGAUCGCCCCCAGCAAAUUCGCCAUUGAGCUUUCCAGAGAAUUUUACCUCCUUGCUUGAGGCGCGACUGGCAUGCGACAAGCUCAACGAGAGGAUCAUGCAGUACAUCGAGGGACUAUACGCAGUCAAGACGGAUCGAAAAGGGACUCUUCCCCGAUCAUGGCGAGAAUAUGGCCUUGAAUUCAAGAAUCAGAUUGAAACAUGGGGUGAUGCCUUCGAAAACCUGUUCAGCUCGCGGCACUCUUUAUCAGUCAAACCGCAAGAAAAGGCUGCGAUUGCUGCCCUUAAGAUGCUCCAAACUAACAGCCAUGUGUUGUACCUGAUGAUGUUUAGUGACCAAGAGUCGGACUUUGACGCCUUCCUACCUCAAUUUCAGACUAUUGUCGACUUGGGCCUUGAGAUUGUCGGCGAUGAGGAGAAGAGGGCUGCCGCUCGCCGUUGUCCUGACCCAGCCCAGUGUCACCAUUAUGAUAGACAUCAGAACGCGCACCUACAAGACGGAGGCAUCUUUUCAGGCCCGGGAUACUCGGCACCACAUAUCAAGCCACGAUUUUCAGCCGACCUAGGAAUCAUAGCCCCUCUCUUUGUUGUCGCGACCAAGUGUCGAGACCCUGUCACCCGCCGUCAAGCCAUUCAAUUGCUCCGGAGCAGCGCGCGACGUGAGAGUAUGUGGGACAGCGAAAUGAUUGCCCACAUUAGCACCUGGGUGAUGAAUCUUGAAGAAUCGGAGACUAUCGCUAUGACCGAGCACCCGAUAUUGAACAGCGGCGUCAGGCAAAUGCCUCGGAUCAUCCCCGAGGAGAAGCGGGUCAUGAUCCGGGCCGUUGACUUUGACUUGCGGACCCGUGUUGCUGAUCUCCAGGUCGGGACACGGGGGCUACAACCCGGCCUACCCGACCCAAAGUUUCGCCAAACACGGAUCACCUGGUGA
Molecule: messenger RNA, 2136 nt
Organism: Ilyonectria robusta
Lineage: Eukaryota; Fungi; Ascomycota; Sordariomycetes; Hypocreales; Nectriaceae
Exons: 2
Coding region: 1-2136 (711 amino acids)
Biological process (GO): regulation of DNA-templated transcription
Molecular function (GO): DNA-binding transcription factor activity, RNA polymerase II-specific; zinc ion binding
Source: RefSeq, a predicted model, not a curated record